Messenger RNA from Octodon degus (degu), 951 nucleotides. RefSeq names its product calcyon neuron specific vesicular protein (gene Caly). Bases 106 to 780 code for a protein of 224 amino acids. Gene Ontology annotation, molecular function: clathrin light chain binding. Gene Ontology annotation, biological process: endosomal transport; G protein-coupled dopamine receptor signaling pathway; clathrin coat assembly. NCBI's taxonomy places the organism in Eukaryota, Metazoa, Chordata, Mammalia, Rodentia, Octodontidae. Gene Ontology annotation, cellular component: membrane; endosome. The transcript is spliced from 6 exons. The record is from RefSeq and is a predicted model, not a curated record.
GUCUGGAACUGCAUCCUCCGCAUCCACAGCCGCAUCCCGGUCCUCCCGUGACCGAGUCCUGCAGCAGCUGCCGUUGGAACCGCCAGAGGAGGGCCACCACCCACCAUGGUGAAGCUGGGCUGCAGCUUCUCUGGGAAGCCAGGAAAAGACUCUGGGGACCAAGAUGGGACUUCUGCGGACAGUGUUCCUCUAAUCAGCCCUCUGGAUGUCAGCCAGCUGCAGCCACCAUUUCCUGACCAGGUGGUCAUCAAGACGCAGACUGAAUACCAGCUGUCCUCCCUGGACCAGUCAAAAAAGUGCCCAGAGCUGGAAGGGCAGAAGCUGAACUGCAACCACCCAGAGGAAGGGCGCAGGGUGCCCACAGCCAGGAUGAUUGCCUUUGUCAUGGCUCUCCUGGGCUGUGUUCUCAUCAUGUACAAGGCCAUCUGGUACGACCAGUUCAGUUGCCCUGAUGGCUUUCUGCUUCGGCACAAGAUUUGCACACCUUUGACCCUGGAGAUGUAUUAUACAGAGAUGGACCCCGAGCGCCACCGCGGCAUCCUGGCGGCCAUCGGGGCCUACCCCCUAAGCCGCAAGCAUGGCACUGAGAUGCCCAUGCCCUGGGCGGACAGCUACCGACAUGUCAAGGAAGCACACAAGGGGCCUGCCCAGUCUGGGGCAGCCACAACUGCCACAGCUGCUGUGGAAGCCACAGAGCAACCCGGGAAGCCCUCCGUCAAGGGUGAGAAAGAAGAUGUGCAGAAGGCUACAGCCAGUGCACCGCCACCGGCCCCUCAGUAACCAAGUGACCGCUGUGUGCCCUGCAGCCAGGCUGGGGUAGCACCCCCUGCAGGCUCCUGUGACCCGUGAGCCGCCUGAUGCUCUCCUACCUUGUGUUUGUGCUCCUUCCCCCAGACACCUCGCUGAAGCCUCCCCUCUAGCUUUGUUGCUUUUCUGUAAGUAAAAACUCAU